Messenger RNA from Austrofundulus limnaeus, 1775 nucleotides. RefSeq names its product thrombomodulin-like. Gene Ontology annotation, molecular function: calcium ion binding. NCBI's taxonomy places the organism in Eukaryota, Metazoa, Chordata, Actinopteri, Cyprinodontiformes, Rivulidae. The transcript has a single exon. The coding region runs from base 187 to 1686 and encodes 499 amino acids. The record is from RefSeq and is a predicted model, not a curated record.
CGGACUGGUUGGGGGGUUGAGCAAUCUGACCAGAACGGAACUUCCUUCCCCGCCUGCUGGUCCCACAGAACCAGGCAGGAAAAAAAACCAGUCCGGACCUUUAAUAAAUGGGACCAAUGGCCCGGACUCAGUCUGUGGAUCCGUCUCGGACCGUUCAGGUUUAGAGGAGUUCCUCUGUCGGACAGGAUGACUCCAACAACACAGACGCUUCUCUUCAUGUUUUCUCUCUGCGGGCUGCAGGAAGCGCAGGAAGCGGCCCCCCCUCAGCUCGCGCGCUGCUCCGGGGGUCUCUGUGUCUUCCAGCACUCUGUGGACCUUCGUGGCGCAGAGGAGUCCUGCACCAGCUACAGUGGGCGGCUGGUCGAGUCCAGCUCUGAGGAACACAUGGAGGUGUUACGGAGCCUGCUGGCUGAGGACAGCGGGAGGUUCUGGCUCAGAUCCGGGGCCGCGAACUGCACGGCUGCGCUCGUCAGGGGUCUGUUCGAGGUGGUCUCGGUGCCGUGCCGGGACCAACUGGAUGGUUUUGCUUGCCGGUAUGAGUCUAAAGAAGUUUGCAAAGUCCUGAACGCCUCCGCUCAGGGUUUGUACACCAUCAACACGACCGCGCGCUUCCAGGUGCGCGGCGCGGACUCGUUCCCCCCGGGAACCGUGGCCCUGUUCGGGCUCGCGCAGCAGCAUCCGGACUCAAAGCACCUGUGUUUCGGUGAGUGGUUGGCAGCGCCCUGGGGCUGUGAGGUGAUGAAAGGCGGCUGCGAGCACGACUGCGACCCGAGCGCGUCCACCUGUACCUGCCGCAGCGCGCACGCGCUCCACCCCAACGGCUUCUCCUGCGUCCGGGAGGAGGCUCCUCUGGAGUGCGAGGACGGGUACGAGCCCGCAGAGGAUGAGGGCUGCGUGGACGUGGACGAGUGUGAGGAGGAGCACGCGUGCACGGAUGAGAGAAAGGAGUGCGUGAACGAGCCGGGAGCGUACAGGUGCGCGUGCGCGCACGGCUUCGCAGAGGAGGACGGCGUGUGCGUGAACGUGUCCGUCUGCCUCACGUGCGAGCAGAACUGUGUUAAGGUGAACGGGGUGUUCCGGUGCUCGUGCGUGGAAGGGUUCACGGUGGUCCCAGAGGAGCCCACCAAGUGCAGGCAGUCGUGCUCCGGGGCGGUGUGCCCGGCCCUGUGCCUGCACGACCCCCGGCUGGAGGAGAGGGACAUGCAGCAGUGCAGCUGUCCUGACGGCUACAUCGUGGACAUCCAGAACGGGACGGCCAGCUGCGUGGACAUCAACGAGUGUGAGCACCAGGAGAUGUGCGACCACAGGUGUGACAACACGUUCGGCAGCUACAGGUGUGUGUGCGAGGACGGGUUCCGGCUGGUGGGGGGCGACAGGUGUGUGUCUGUGGAGAGAGAAGACCCUCCAGAGUCCCCUCCUGCUCUGUUCCCUCAGGCGCCGGAGAGCCUCCAACCAGAUGUUCUCCCCUCCUACAUCAAAACCGGCAGCAUCCUGGGCAUCACCGUGUUCCUGGUUCUGUGUGUGGUGCUGCUGGGCCUCCUGGUCCAGAACAUGACGAAACGCUGCGGCCGCUUGGACCUGACCUCCUUAAAGYGCCCAGACAUGUUCUACCUGCAGCAGGUGAGCACAGAGACCUACAAGAGGCUCUCCGACAGACAGUCGGUACCGGACUCACACAGACUCUGAGCUCCACAGGACACAGGACUAGGGGUGUAAGAAAAUAUCGAUACACUGAAAUAUCGCGAUAUUUCAUUUCCCGAUACGUAUCGAUAUUC